Sphenostylis stenocarpa is the source of this 1194-nucleotide messenger RNA. Lineage: Eukaryota; Viridiplantae; Streptophyta; Magnoliopsida; Fabales; Fabaceae. The record is from the annotation of a GenBank genome assembly.
AUGCAUAAAACCCUUUUGCUUGGAUUUUUCAACAAUGCAAAUCACAUGCUUCGAGCUAAUGGUGAAAUUCAUGUUAGUCAUAAAACUACAGCACCUUUUAGCAACUGGAACUUAGAGAAUCUUGCUGCACAAUGCUUUUUGACAUUGAUCGAGUGUACUGACUUCAAUAGAGAAGAUUACCCAGGUUACAAUAACAAGAGAGGUGAUGGCUAUAGAUGUGAUGAACCCUUUCCACUUGGUAAGUGUAGCACAUACAAGUUUGUCAACACUCCUAAAGCUAAGCGAAAGCCUAAGAAGAGAAAUAGAAAGAGGGUUUCUCGACAACAAAUAAAUCUCCCAAUACAAGAGAUUGAGGAUGCUAUGGAGCGAUUACGAACUUCAGCUCAUCUCAAUUAUUAUCCUAAAACAAGUCAAUAUCUAAAAAUGAAAGAUGAGGUGACAUCAGUAGUUGCUUUAAAUAAUAGGCACACUUCUGUCACCGGGGAUCACUUAUGUAGCAUGGCAGAAGCACAUAGAAGAGGUGCUGCAUCUUGUGGCUAUUCUGCUCUUGGUAUAAGUCUAGGUCCUCCAAGAACAUUGCAACCAACGGCGGAGCCAUUGCAAUCUUGGCAACCAUGGCCAGCAUUUACUAAUGCUCUGACCGGUCAUGUUAGGACAAUGGAAACUGUUCCAAUGCUACCACUUGAUACUCCAAGAACAUCGCAACCAGUACAGCCAUUGCAAUCUUUGCAUCCAUGGCCAACAUCAAACAAUGUUAGAUACUCUCUGACAGAUGAGGAUAGAGCAAUGGAAACUGUUCGCCUAUCACUUGAUGCUGGGUAUCGGGUCUAUGGUGGCAGGUCAAAUUAUUUGCCAGAACAUGUUGGAACAAUGCACACUGUUCCCUUGUCACAUGAUGCCAGAAAUGGAGGUGAUUAUCAGGUUUAUGGUGGCAGGUCAAAUUAUUUGCUAGAACAUGGUGGAACAGUGCACACUGUUCCCUUAUCACAUGGUGCUAGAAAUGAAGGUGAUUAUCAGGUCUAUGGUGGCUGCUCAAAUUAUUGGCAACAAGAACUUGGCAGAAUAACAAAUCAGAGGGCAAGUUAUUCUCUUGACAGAUACAUUGGUCAAGUGCCUGGCAAGAGUGUUCAGAGUGAGCUUCAUAGAAUUAAUAUUUUGAUGUCAGAGAGAAGAAGGUUGUUUGUGAAGUCCUGA